Messenger RNA from Capsella rubella, 1640 nucleotides. Its product is annotated as UDP-glycosyltransferase 73C1. The coding region runs from base 61 to 1548 and encodes 495 amino acids. NCBI's taxonomy places the organism in Eukaryota, Viridiplantae, Streptophyta, Magnoliopsida, Brassicales, Brassicaceae. The transcript has a single exon. Gene Ontology annotation, molecular function: UDP-glycosyltransferase activity. The record is from RefSeq and is a predicted model, not a curated record.
CACAAAUCAGAGUCAAAAGCAAAAGCAAAACAAAAACAAAAAUAACGUAGAGAGUUCGUCAUGGCAUCCGAAACUAGCCACCAAUUUCGUACUCCUCUUCACUUUGUUCUCUUUCCUUUUAUGGCUCAAGGUCACAUGAUUCCCAUGGUCGAUAUUGCAAGGCUCUUGGCUCAGCGCGGGGUGACUAUAACUAUAGUCACAACGCCUCACAACGCAGCCCGAUUCAAGAACGUUCUUAGCCGGGCCAUCCAGUCCGGCUUGCCCAUCAAUCUUGUGCAGAUAAAGCUUCCAUCUCAAGAAUCCGGUUCAUCGGAAGGACAUGAGAAUUUGGACUUGAUCGAUUCGUUGGGGGCUUCAUUAACCUUCUUUCAAACAACAAAUAUGCUCGAGGAACCGGUCGAGAAGCUCUUGAAAGAGAUCCAACCUAGGCCAAGCUGCAUAAUUGCUGACAUGUGUUUGCCUUACACAAAUAGAGUUGCCAAGAACCUUGGUAUACCAAAAAUCAUCUUUCAUGGCAUGUGUUGCUUCAAUCUUCUUUGUAUGCACAUUAUGCACCAAAACCACGAGCUCUUGGAAACUAUAGAAUCUGAAAAGGAGUACUUCCCCAUUCCAAAUUUCCCUGACAGAGCUGAGUUCACAAAAUCUCAGCUUCCAAUGCUCUUACCUACUGGAGAUUGGAAAGAGUUCCUUGACAGAAUGACGGAAGGGGAAAACACUUCGUAUGGUGUGAUUGUUAACACGAUUGAAGAGCUUGAGCCAGCAUACGUUAGAGACUACAAGAAAGCUAAAGCGGGUAAGGUAUGGAGCAUCGGGCCGGUUUCCUUGUGCAACAAGGUAGGAGAAGACAAAGCUGAGAGGGGAAACAAGGCGGCCAUUGAUCAAGACGAGUGUAUUAAAUGGCUUGAUUCUAAAGAUGAAGGCUCGGUGCUAUAUGUUUGCCUUGGAAGUAUAUGCAAUCUUCCUCUGUCUCAGCUCAAAGAGCUCGGGUUAGGCCUUGAGGAAUCCGGAAGACCAUUCAUUUGGGUCAUAAGAGGUUGGGAGAAGUAUAACAAGUUACUUGACUGGAUCACUGAGAGCAGUUUUAAGGAAAGAACCAAAGAGAGAGGCCUUGUCAUAAGAGGAUGGUCGCCUCAAAUGCUUAUCCUUUCACACCCUGCCGUUGGAGGAUUCUUGACACAUUGUGGAUGGAACUCAACUCUUGAAGGAAUCACUUCAGGCGUUCCAUUGCUCACUUGGCCACUGUUUGGAGACCAGUUCUGCAACGAGAAACUGGCGGUGCAAGUACUAAAAGGCGGCGUGAGAGUUGGGGUUGAAGAUGCCAUGAGAUGGGGAGACGAGGAGAAUAUAGGAGUAUUGGUGGAUAAAGAAGGAGUGAAGAGAGCAGUGGAAGAAUUAAUGGGUGAUAGUAUUGAUGCAAAGGAGAGAAGAAAAAGAGUGAAAGAGCUUGGAGAAUUAGCUCACAAGGCUGUGGAUGAAGGAGGCUCUUCUCAUUCCAACAUCACAUUAUUGCUACAAGACAUAAUGCAACUAGCACAAUCCAAUAACUGAUUGUAUCGUUUCUUGGUUUUAUCCAAAAAUGUAACGUUAGUUCUUGAUUACAUCUUUUCUAAAGAAAAAUUGAUAACAUUUCUAUUUUAUAA